AUGAGAAUAUUUCAACUAAAAACUGAAACUGAUGGAAUCAAUGGCAAAGGUCAACAAUGUCUUACUUAUUAUUAUUAUAUGCCUGUUACUACUGAUAAAAUCAUCAAUAUCCGUCAAGAAGAAGUAGAUGGUGGAAGCGUAAUCAUUGAUUCUGUUACAAGUAGUCCAUUCAAUGGUUGGAUAGUGCGCAAAGUAUCAUUCAAUGCAGAAGCACCCGGUUAUAAAAUCUAUUUCGAAGUACAACGAACAAAUGGGUUUCAAGCACCUAAUGUUGGACUUGAUGAAAUAUCAAUACACCAAGGCAGUUGUGAAGAUGAGCCAAUUACUGUUACGCCGGCAACAACACCAACUACUACUCUAACAGACCCUCUUUCAACAACAACAAUAACAUCAACGACAUUGACAACACCAACAAUAACAACCAAUAUAAAUUACACGACAACUGUUGAUAAUGCAUCACCUGAUGACAAAAAGACGUUAACUAUUGUUUUGGCUACUGUAAUACCUACUGUUUCAAUUAUAUUAGCUGGCAUUAUUAUAUGGUUAAAAAAGGCAUCUUUAAAGAAUUUUUGUGCUCGUAUUUUCCGUAGAUCAUCUGGGAAUAAUCAAAGUGGAUUAUCAGCAACUGUUUUAGAACUUAAUCGUGUUGUACCGGCUUAA
This is a messenger RNA of Adineta steineri, 660 nucleotides long. The record is from the annotation of a GenBank genome assembly. NCBI's taxonomy places the organism in Eukaryota, Metazoa, Rotifera, Eurotatoria, Adinetida, Adinetidae.